AUGCCGGAUCUAGUUAUGAGAGAAAUAAUGAAAUACCUUGAUUUCGUGUCAAUUUGCAAACUUCAAAGAGUGUGCCACGCGUUCCGUGACUUCAUUGAUUGUGUAAAACCAGACAGUAACUUGAAAUCGAUCAACCUACAAGUGAGGGCAAAUAUGAUUUUUGGAAGUGUAGAAGUGAGGAAAUCACCACGCGUAUUAUUAUCGAAACCUGUCAAAUUUGACUACAAAGAGAAAGAUGAUGAAUGUGUUGUAAUAAGUGGUAGUCGGAAAGAUGUCUUCCCGAAAAACUUUGUUGAUAUGUGUGUUGACGAUUUCCUUUGGUGUGCACUGAAACAUCAAAAAUCGCUUCUCGGUGAGCUCUAUGUCGCAAAAAGAUUACUUUAUUAUUCGAACUAUAAACCUAUCCCACAAAACGCCGGGAAGUUUGUGGUGCCAACUUGCGACAAAUUAUUUGAUGGUUUGAUGAAGGUUCUGGAAUCCAGGAAUUGCCCACUUAAAGUAGAAUCUCUGAUAAUUUUGGUACAUGGACAAGAUCAACUGAUGCAAUUGCUUGGUCAUAUUGACUUGAAGGUGUUGAAACGUCUGGAAGUGUUCAGACUGUUGGAAAUAGAAGAAUUAUCGGAUUAUGGUGAAGAUAACAGCCAGUUUGUUUUGGAUCUCGAUAUACUGAAAAAUUGUAAAAAUCUGGAACACCUUCAUGUGACUCGCUUCUCCAUAUCCUCUCCAUUCCGCAUGUUUGCUCAUAUUCCUAAUCUGUCAGUUAACAUGCAAACAAUCUACUGUGAAGACGUAUUACGCUUCAUACAGACCACGGAGAAUUCGGACGUACAUGCUCACUCGGAAAUCCGAUUUGAACAAUUUCCCGACAAAUCUCGUUUUAUGGAAGUUAUUGGAUUGGCGGAAGAUGACGGUCGAUCGGUUCAUGUUUUCCCCAGUAAACUCUCUUUAACAUUCCAUCAUGGUUUGAAAUGUAUGGAUUUCAGUUGGGAAGACACAUCAUAG
Messenger RNA from Caenorhabditis remanei, 1002 nucleotides. RefSeq lists its product as uncharacterized. The record is from RefSeq and is a predicted model, not a curated record. Gene Ontology annotation, biological process: innate immune response. Gene Ontology annotation, molecular function: protein binding. Bases 1 to 1002 code for a protein of 333 amino acids. The transcript is spliced from 3 exons. NCBI's taxonomy places the organism in Eukaryota, Metazoa, Nematoda, Chromadorea, Rhabditida, Rhabditidae.